CACCCGUAGGAGAUAGGAAAGAUAUAGAGAGAGAAAGUAGUGAGAGAAACAAACCCAAAUAUCUCUGUUCUCUCUCUCUCUUUUUCUUCCUUGAUAUAUAUAGUUUCACACUAGUUACGCACACAAGAAAUUGAGGAAAAUGAGCUUGAUUUCCAUUCCAAUAUUAUCGUAGAAUUUCAGAUCUAGAAAAUUCCAUGCGGUUCCACGAAGAAUUUUGCUGCAUUUUCUCCGAAGGAUCACUCUGUCAACGUUCUUUCUUUAUUGUUCUUGAUAUUUCAUCUGUUUAAUCGAGAAACGUGCAAUCGGAUUUAGUUUUUUCCGUGGUUCUUGAUUCAACUUCACGGCGGGAAGUAUUGGUGAGUCUAUUAGAGUUUGGUUAUGGUUGAACUGAAGAUGAACUAGUGCGUCCAUAGGCCGGUGUUCCGAAAUGGAUGAUAGAGGAAGCGGCGGCGGAUCAUUUGUGGCAGUUAGAAGGAUUUCGCAAGGGCUUGAUAGGAGCAACACUUUUCAAACAAGUUCAGCUGAGGUUGCAGCAGGGUCAGCAGCAUGGCUUGGUAGAGGCCUUUCAUGUGUUUGUGCUCAAAGAAGAGAAGAUGAUUCUCGCCAGUCUUUUGAUUUGACCCCUGCCCAGGAGGAUUGCUUAAUGAGGCUGCAAAACAGAUUAGACAUUGCCUAUGAUAGUUCAAUUCCAGAACAUCAGGAAGCAUUGAGGGCAUUAUGGGAAGCUGCAUUUCCUGAAGAAGAGCUCCAUGGUCUAAUUUCUGAGCAGUGGAAGGAAAUGGGCUGGCAAGGAAAAGAUCCUUCCACUGAUUUUCGGGGCGGUGGGUUUAUAUCAUUGGAGAACUUAUUGUAUUUUGCGCGAAAUUUCCCGAAAUCAUUUCAAGAUCUUCUUAGAAAGCAGGAAGGUGAUCGAUCCAUGUGGGAAUAUCCUUUUGCUGUAGCUGGUGUCAAUAUCACAUUCAUGCUUAUUCAAAUGCUGGAUCUUGAAGCAGUAAAACCAAGGACUUUAGUUGGAGCUACCUUCUUGAAGUUUCUUUCAGAUAAUGAGUUGGCAUUUGACCUCCUGUAUUGCAUUGCGUUCAAGUUGAUGGAUCAUCAGUGGCUUGCCAUGCGGGCGUCUUACAUGGACUUCAAUGCUGUGAUGAAAUCAACACGACAUCAACUGGAAACAGAACUGUUGGAAAAAUAUAUAACAAGGCUUGAAGAGUUGCCAUCUUACAUGCUGCUUACUCAAUAACUACUAACUAACUAAUGGUUAGUUUGUUUGAUUCAAGGAUAUUAUUAGUUGCAAGGUAUGAAGAUUAAUUCUCAUAAAGUAGAAGAGAGUUUUUACUAUAAUCCAAUGUAUUGUUUGGCAUAAUAUCAUGUUUGCUUUGGUGCAUGACAAGGUGAUUUUUGGUUUUACUAAUGUUGUCAAGGUGUGAC
Lactuca virosa is the source of this 1425-nucleotide messenger RNA. The record is from the annotation of a GenBank genome assembly. NCBI's taxonomy places the organism in Eukaryota, Viridiplantae, Streptophyta, Magnoliopsida, Asterales, Asteraceae.